AUGAAUCAAUGCUCGCAAUUCACGCGGGGCAACAAGCCCCCCCCCACCGCCGGCGUCCGCUUCACCUCCGAUGCCUACCAUCAUCCCAAAGCAGCUCCGUACUAG
Molecule: messenger RNA, 105 nt
Organism: Plenodomus lingam JN3
Lineage: Eukaryota; Fungi; Ascomycota; Dothideomycetes; Pleosporales; Leptosphaeriaceae
Source: RefSeq, a predicted model, not a curated record